This is a messenger RNA of Ctenocephalides felis (cat flea), 1239 nucleotides long. RefSeq names its product hydroxyacid oxidase 1-like. Lineage: Eukaryota; Metazoa; Arthropoda; Insecta; Siphonaptera; Pulicidae. The record is from RefSeq and is a predicted model, not a curated record. Gene Ontology annotation, molecular function: FMN binding; oxidoreductase activity.
UCAAAUCAUACAUUAUGAGAUCAAAUAUAAACAAGGUCAUUUAGAAGCAACGUACACGCGGAAUCGAUCAUUACAAGCAAACUAGUAAUUGAAAGUGUUACCUAUAGAUAGUAGAUUUAUUAUUAAUAAAAUUGUCAAAUGUGUUGAUUUAUUGUUAAUUUUUUGGGUUUAAAAGUGAAAUUGUUGAACAUGUCGUCGACGUUAGUGACUGUGAAUGAAUAUGAAGCAAGGGCGUAUGAAAUUUUACCCCAAAAUGCAAGAGAUUAUUAUAAGAGUGGAGCUGGGGAUGAACAUACGUUGAGUUUGAACAAGGAAGCUUUUAGAAGGUUGCGUAUUCGUCCAAGGUUUUUAGUUCCAGUGUCAAAUCGUGAUAUGUCUGUGGAAAUUUUCGGCGAUCGUGUUAAAAUACCUUUUGGAAUAUCCCCGACUGCCAUGCAAAAAAUGGCCCAUGCUGAUGGAGAAUGUGCAAACGCUAGAGCUGCUGGUGAAUAUGGUACAAUUUUUACCCUGAGUACUCUGUCCACUUGCUCUAUGGAAGAAGUCGCCCAGGCUGCACCAAGUACUAUUAAAUGGUUUCAACUUUACAUAUACUACGACAGACAACUAACAAUUGAUCUUGUGAGAAGAGCUGAAGCGUGCGGUUUUAGGGCUUUGGUGCUAACAGUAGACGCACCAGUAUUUGGUCUCAGACGAGCUGAUAUAAGAAAUAAAUUUAAACUGCCCUCACAUUUAAAAUUAGGCAAUUUCGAGGGCCAAAAAUCCACAGAUAUUACCAUCGAACGUGAUUCCUCAGGGUUGACCGACUACGUAACAAAACAGUUUGAUGGAACCCUAACGUGGGAUGAUGUCAAGUGGUUAAUUAGUAUUACUAAACUGCCGGUUUUGGUAAAAGGUUUACUAACUGCUGAAGAUGCCAUAAAAGCAGUUGAAAUCGGAGUACAAGGCGUUGUGGUCUCUAAUCAUGGAGCGAGACAACUGGAUGGCGUGCCAGCUUCGAUAGAAGCUUUACCAGAAAUUGCUCGUGCUGUGGGUCAUAAAACAACUGUUAUUAUGGACGGAGGAAUUCGACAAGGAGAAGAUAUUUUCAAAGCACUUGCAUUAGGCGCAAAAAUGGUAUUUUUUGGACGUCCUGCUCUCUGGGGUCUUGCUCUCGGAGGACAAAAAGGAGUGGAAAACAUUCUGGGUAUUUUAAAUGAAUUGGACGUAUCAAUGGCUAUUUCAGAACUUACUGCGAACUAA